GGCGCUCCACAAAUGACACGUGUGCACAUUAAAACUGCAGGCCACAUGAUUGAUACCGCAGUUGUCAGUGUCAACAAGUUGGGAAAAAUGGCCGGUUCAAGUUCAUCAAAAUGCUCGUUUGCACUUACGUUGGUGUGCUUGUUUUUCCAGUUCUUCGUGUCGUGUGCUGGCCAAGGAGAUGAUGUUAUCACUGCUCAGGAAAUAAACGCAGACACUUUCGAGCGGAAGAUGGAAGCCGGCAAUUUUCUCCUUGUCAAUUUCAUUGGACCAGGCUGCAAGAACUGUAAAGAUUUUACGCCCAUUUUCAACCAAGUCAACACUGAGCUGUUGAGGGCGAAGUCGGACGUUACAGCAGCGGUCAUCAACAAUUUGGACAUCGUCCAGCAUUACGAUCUCCAGAAGUUACCAUCACUGGUCUUUUUCAGGAAAACUGUCCCAAUACUCUAUGAAGGCCACCAUGAAGUAGAGGAGAUUCUUGCAUGGCUGUCCAACACCAGGGAGCUCCAAGGCCGAUAUCUCAACGACAAUGACUUUGAACAUCUCACACAGGCAUCUACAGGGGCAACAACAGGAGACUGGCUGGUCCAGUUCUGUGAUCCAGAGAGACCGCAGUGUAUAGCAUUGCAAACGAUGUGGGAGACAGUGGCUUACAGGCUAAAGGACAGAUUAAAUGUCGCCACCGUCGACACGUCGGUCAACAAAGCGCUUGUAAAAAGAUUUAAAAUCUCUGUGGACAAAACGCCGUCUGUCAUUUUAUUCCACAAGGGCAACCAGUAUCCCUAUGGUCUCUUUCACUUCGGUAUCGCCUCUCUAGCCCAUUUCGCUGAGCAAUCCUACAAGCACGUCCAAGGGUCACCGGUCCUCCCUCCACCCGCCCCCUUAAUGAAAGAUGAGAAAAUGUACAAGAUACACUAUAAGAUGAUCAACGGACCUGCCGAACGACUGGAAACGUGGCUGUCUACUGGUCACAAGACCAACAAAGCUAACAAAGUGCCUAGAGAACGGACCCGAGUUGAUGACUUGACCGAAGAUAUCGCCAAAAAAUUGAAGGCGGUGCAGCCAGAAAGUAAAGGCAUCUUCUUCCUUAUUUUCGGAGGCUUGUUGGUGUUCGUCUUGGUCCUCUGUAAGGUAUUUAUGACAUCCCCAAAUCGUCAGUCCGGUACCGGAGGUGGGCCUAAAAAGGGUGUCUAACUACAGUGUGGUAGAUUAGUAACAUGUAACUAGGUAUACAAGUGUUCACUUUUUUCACUUGGAACUAUGUAUGUGAAAUGUCCAAUAUUUCUGACAUAUCUUCAUGCUUCCUAACAUUUUUACUCAUUUUGUGAUUGAAAGUUUCGAACAUUAGGCCUGAGAAGAGUUUUAGUGCAUUGUUAUUGUGCAGUCCCCAGUACUUUUUAUAAUAGGUGUAAGUUAAAAGGAAGAAUUUUAAACUCAACCUACAAAAGCUGAUGUAAAUUUAUUCGUAUAUUACAAACAUUUUGUUCUGUACCAACCAGGAUGAAGUAAAUUCAUUAAGGUAACGGCAUACGUCACAAUGAAACUUCAAUUGUCAUGAAAUUCUCUUUGUUUGCACAAAGUAUUUGAACUGGCCUUUGAAUUGGUAGGAGGCGUUGUCUUGGUUUUCCAUAUUUUUAAAAAUAAAAUGCAGAGUUACCAUUAUUGGUUUUGAUAAGGCUGAAAGCUGGCUUUUCUACGUUAAAGCUUUUUUCUCAGUUAAAAGGUGUUGGAAAUUAAAGGUGAUAUACAACAAUUAAAAACAUCAACAAACAAAACUACCAAAUUAUUAUGAAACAUCUUUACUUGGCUGUAAGUUAAUAAUAGUCUCAAGCAUCCUGUGAAAUCAUGGCACCUGAUUUUGGGGAAACAAACUGACUUUUUUCCAAAUAUUGCCUUAAUUUACUUAAUUUAGUUAGGCCACACUUUGUUUGCAAUCAGGUACAUAUCCGUGAACAGAUGCAAAUCAGCUAGUGUGGUUCCCUGACGUCUACAAAUUGCUUCGAUUUUUCUGAAGUAGGGUCAGGAAACCAGACUACAAGAACAGCAUUUUUUUCUAGGUUUUUCCAGCAUCUAUGAACACAAAACUUUAAACAGGUCAGUGAAACAAUAAUUGCUAUGACAUACCGAUUCAUACCAACCACAAAUCCAUCCAUUUCUGAAAAUUACAGAAAAAGCAAAUGUUGUAUAUCACCUUUAGGCAAUGAACAACAAUACUAAUUGACAUUUGAAAAAGAUCUUUUUUUUUUACUUCUUACCUCAAGUUCCAAUCACAUAUAAAAUAUUGAGUCUCAUGUUUUUCUUCUAUGAAAUGUGUCAUAGUGCAGUAGAAAGUCGCUGAUACUUGCCAAAUGCCCAAACAUUCAUUCAAGUGCCAUUAACAUUUACAUUGAGUUAUGUAAUUUAUAUAAAAUAUUUAAAUUGUUUGUGUUUUUCUGUUAUUAUUGAAAUUAUCAAUAUGUACUUACAGUUAUUGUAUAAAUCAUGUUUUAAGGUUAGGCCAAAAAAAAAAA
Patiria miniata (bat star) is the source of this 2507-nucleotide messenger RNA. RefSeq names its product protein disulfide isomerase-like 2-2. The record is from RefSeq and is a predicted model, not a curated record. The transcript is spliced from 9 exons. Bases 13 to 1191 code for a protein of 392 amino acids. Lineage: Eukaryota; Metazoa; Echinodermata; Asteroidea; Valvatida; Asterinidae.